This is a messenger RNA of Rhagoletis pomonella (apple maggot), 2914 nucleotides long. RefSeq lists its product as uncharacterized. Lineage: Eukaryota; Metazoa; Arthropoda; Insecta; Diptera; Tephritidae. The transcript is spliced from 3 exons. The record is from RefSeq and is a predicted model, not a curated record. Gene Ontology annotation, molecular function: nucleic acid binding; zinc ion binding. The annotation marks the transcript as partial.
AUGCCCAAUUUGGAGCAACUUAAACAGCAGCGCGCUAAUCUGCGUCGAAACAUAUCGCGCAUUCGCAAUUCUGUCGACACAAAACUUGCAAUUUCAUCCGCUGAAUUGAAUUGUCGUUUGGCUAUAUUAGAGGCCUACUUUAAGCAAGUUAUGACAGUUCAGACCGAAAUUGAGCAGCUGGAUCCAGACGAAGCAGAGCGUGAGACCAGAGGAGAAAUAGAAGAUACGUACGUCGCUAUCAAGGUGUGCAUUAAUGAGCAGCUAGGUUCAGAUGCCCACAAUUUGACUGUUGCUGACUCAGUUCAUUGCGCUUCUCACUCAACUUCUAUGAAGCUGCCACGUCUGUCACUACCAGUUUUUGAUGGAAAAUACUCCGACUAUAAAAACUUUAUAACAUCGUUUAAGUUAGUCGUUGAUAAGCAGUCUACUUUGUCAUCCAUCGAAAAGUUCAAUCAACUAAUCAAUUGCUUACGUGGCCCGGCCUUAGAAACUGUCAAGGCUUUUCAAAUCACUUCGGAAAAUUAUUCAAAGGCGCUGGAACGCCUCAAGGCCCGCUACGAUAAUCCAACGCUCAUAUUCUUGGACAACAUAAAUUCGCUUUUUACUUUACCUAGUGUUUCAAGGUCAAAUGCGAAACAGCUUCGUAGCCUGAUCGACAACUCAUCAACCUUGUACAAUUCAUUGUUGUCACUGGGUAAUGCAUCGCAAAUUGCUGAGGCUAUGCUCAUCUCCAUCGUUAUGGAAAGGGUGGAUCAAGACACCAAAAAGAAAUGGAAUGAGCAUUUGAACUUCAGCGAUCUUCCUACAUGGACAUCCUGCGUUUCGGUUGUCGAACGACAUUGCCAAUUCUUGGAGUCAAUAAGUAAGCCCGGUACCGAUAGUAGCGCGAGUCAGCAAGCUAUUGGUAAGCCACGAAACCAAAAACACCAGCGCCAAGGGUUGACUUUCAACUGCACAUCUCAAACGUGUCAUUCAUGCGCUAGCACGGAGCACAGAACUUACAGGUGUCCUCAAAUCGUUGGUGCUACACUCAAUCAGCGUUACGACAUCACUAAGCGACUGGGACUUUGUCUCAAUUGCUUGGGCAAGGGUCAUCAGGCUGCGAAAUGCCCAUCCACACACAGGUGUCGAUCGUGUUCUCGCUCCCAUCAUACACUAUUGCAUCGUGAUUCAGCUGGUAUGUCUUCGUCUUCACCGCAGUCAACUCCGCAACUCCCUGAAGUACCACAGAAGAACUCAGAAGCAUCUGUUCACACUCACACCGGCUUGAAUCGAAUAAUUUUAGCCACAGCUUUGGCUCUCCGAUUACCUCGCAAACGAAGCCAUAUGGAAAUUCGCAGCAUUGGAGAAUCCCAGACUCAGAUAAAACAUCGAACGUCUACAACAAUCAAGUCACGUUUUGGAGAAUUCGAACUACCGCUAGAUUUCUGUGUUACUUCGAAUAUUGCAUAUCAUCCAGACACAGAAAUUGAUAUCUCAUCAUGGAAGCUGCCUCAAAAUACUCCGUUGGCCGACGAAGGGUUCAACAAAGCUCGUCCUAUUGAUUUGCUGUUAGGGACAGAAGCAUUUUUCGACAUCUUAUCCAUUGGCCAAAUCAGGCUUGGUGUAAAUAUGCCAGUGUUGCAGAAGACGCUCCUUGGAUGGGUAGUUUCGGGCCGUUGCCAAACCGGCUCCACCACAUCAUACAGUUACUCGAUUUCCAUGGACGAAGUCAUCAACAACAACAUAGAACGCCUGUGGCGCAUUGAAGAGGUUAACACUUCUGUUGACAUUUACACUCCAGAGCAGCGCAGUUGUGAAGAGGCUUUCAAAAACACCGUUCGCCGACAACCUGAUGGCCGAGUGGUAGUUCGCCUCCCAUUCAAAGAUGAUCCUGGUCUGUUAGGUCACUCGUAUGAAAUUGCCCGUAAACGUUUUGAAGCUCUUGAGCGCCGCUUGAGCCGCACAUCAGAUGUGAAAAGGCAAUACGCAGAUUUUAUGUUAGAGUACGAACAGUUGGGCCAUAUGAGCUUGGUGACAACACCGAAGUUGGAUGUCCCACAUUUUUACAUACCGCACCACUGCGUACUCAAGCCGAACAGUACCACUACGAAAUUAAGAGUGGUUUUCGAUGCCUCUUGUCAGACAACGACACAAAGGUCUCUGAACGAUUUACUAAUGGUCGGACCGACCAUACAGCCCGACUUGUACACGUUACUUCUACGCUUCCGUACAUAUCGUUAUGCAAUUACCGCCGAUGUCGUCAAGAUGUUCAGACAGAUUCUUGUCGACCCCCAUGAUCGCAAGUUUCAAUAUAUACUUUGGAGAAGUACACCCGAUCAACCAUUACGCACAUUUGAACUGAAUACAGUCACUUAUGGGACUGCUACCGCGCCAUAUCUCGCUAUACGUAGCAUGCAAUACUUAGCUGAGCAAUGCAUGGACGAGUUCAAGGUAGGAGCCGAGGCUAUAAAAUCAUCCUUCUACGUUGAUGAUUUCAUUUGUGGAGCUAACACGUUGGAAUGCCUUUAUCAAAUCAAAACGGAGGUAAUUGAGAUACUUCGUCGUGGUAGAUUUGAGCUAGCGAAAUGGCACUCGAACUAUAGCGAGUUUGUUAAUGACUGUACCAUUAAAGAUCUUAACUUAGAAGACGAUUCAGUAACCAGCACUCUGGGCUUAAGAGCCCCCCAUUUCGGCGGCUUGUGGGAGGCUGCAGUUAAGAGCGUCAAGGGACUAAUCAACCGCACUCUUAUGAACGCUCGUUUAACAUUCGAGGAGCUUACAACUGUCACAGCUGAGGUGGCGGCGAUUCUGAAUUCUCGCCCUUUGUCACCACUCUCUUCAGACCCGAAUGACCUAGCCGCACUCACCCCGGGCCACUUCCUCAUUGGCGACUCAUUACGUGCAUUGCCCGAGACACCCGUCACAGAGCUGG